Sturnus vulgaris (Common starling) is the source of this 1574-nucleotide messenger RNA. It is a transcript of the gene PAQR5, whose product is annotated as progestin and adipoQ receptor family member 5. The record is from RefSeq and is a predicted model, not a curated record. NCBI's taxonomy places the organism in Eukaryota, Metazoa, Chordata, Aves, Passeriformes, Sturnidae. Gene Ontology annotation, cellular component: membrane. Gene Ontology annotation, molecular function: signaling receptor activity.
ACGGGGCAGGAUUAAUUCCCUCCCAAAAGCUGGGAAUUGCCGGCUUGGGGGAUCAUCCCGGUAGGCGCUUCCUGACGGGAUCGUGCCUUUGGAAAAGCCGCGCCCGCCCGGCCCGGAAUUCCAUGUGGGCAGUGUUUGGAUCCAGCUGAGUAAUCCCGGGAUUUGGAGGCAGCGCUGGAAAACGCCGCAUCCCGAGCAGCUCCGAUCGGCGCGGGAGCAGCGCCAUUCCCGUGGGAUGUGGCCAGGAGGGCUUUGAGGUGAAUCCCAUGGGAAGCUGAGCUGGAAAACCCCCGGGAUCCGGAGCCGACCAUGCUGAGCCCCAAGCCCCGGCUGCUCCGCGCCCACCAAGUGCCCGAGAGCUACCGGGAGCCGGGAAUUCUCUCCGGGUACCGCCCGCCCCGGAGUUCGGCCUCCGAGUGCCUGCUCAGCCUCUUCGGGAUGAACAACGAGACCCUCAACAUCUGGACACACCUGGUGCCCGCCGGGUAUUUUCUCUGGCUGCUCCUGGCGCGGCUCCGGGAUUUUGGGGAUGAUCCGGGGGCGGGGCCGUACCUGGCUUACCUGGGCACGUGCGCCCUGUACCCGCUGGCCUCGAGCUGCGCGCACACCUUGGCGGCCCUGGGCGGGCACGGCCGGCACCGCGCCUACUGCUGCGACUACGCCGCGCUCAGCAUCUACAGCCUGGGCUCGGCUCUGGCAUAUUCCGCCUACGUCUUCCCGCCGGAAUGGGUCGGGAGCACAUUCCAUGAUUUCUACAUUCCCGUGGCCGUGUUCAACUCCGUGCUCAGCACCGGCCUGUCCUGCUAUUCCAGGUUUCUGGAGGCGGAGCGGCCCUGCCUGAGCAAAGCUUCCCGAACUUUGGCCUUCGUGUAUCCCUACAUUUUCGACAGCAUCCCGGUUUUCUACAGGCUCUCCCGGGGCUGUUCCCAGGGCUCGCUCCCGCUGCAUUCCCGGCACAGCCUCUGCGCCCUCCUCACCUUCCUGAGCUUCACCUCCCGCCUGCCCGAGCGCCUGGCGCCAGGGAGCUUCGACUUCAUCGGGCACAGCCACCAGGUUUUCCACGUCUGUGGGAUUUUGGGAACGCUCUUCCAGCUGGAAGCCGUCUCCAUGGACAUGGAGGAGCGGCGGGGCCGCUUCCCACUUCCCUCUUCCCUGGAAACCUUCGGAUCCCUGGGAAUGGGAGUGGCCGCCAGCCUGGCCAUCCUCGGGAUCUGCUUCCACAACCUCCGCCCGGAGCCUCUUUCCCGGGAAAAAUCCCACUAGAAUCAGGGAUUGCCUCGGAUUUCUGGGAGCAGCCUCAUUCCAGAGGUGUCCAUGAGGACGAGGGGGAGUUUGAUCACCUGGAAAUAUUUCUUUGGGAUUUUCCCAAGGGAAAACUGCACUGUUUUUAUCCGUGGGUGGGCUUCCCAUCCCAUUGUUAUCCAUAGGGAAAGAGUCAAAUAAUCGGGAUUUGAUCCCUGAAAAGGGAGGGAAGCGCUCCUGCUUCCCAAAGGAUCCGGGAUCCCUCAGGUCUGCCUUGGAGAGAAAUCCAGGGAAUGUUGGAAUCCAAGCACUCCCUAAUUCCCAUUUUCCCU